This is a messenger RNA of Colletotrichum destructivum, 2277 nucleotides long. RefSeq names its product Putative solute carrier family 35 member SLC35F1/F2/F6. Gene Ontology annotation, biological process: transmembrane transport. Gene Ontology annotation, cellular component: membrane. The coding region runs from base 609 to 1979 and encodes 456 amino acids. NCBI's taxonomy places the organism in Eukaryota, Fungi, Ascomycota, Sordariomycetes, Glomerellales, Glomerellaceae. The record is from RefSeq and is a predicted model, not a curated record. The transcript is spliced from 2 exons. Gene Ontology annotation, molecular function: transmembrane transporter activity.
CCAGCAUGUAUCCCUCGUGGCGACUGCGAUAGCUCCCCACUACCGUCCACCAGUGAGUGGUCAUCAACCCUUGGCGAUAGCGAUUAGCAGCUGAAAGGUUUUUUUUUCCCUUCCUCUUUCUUUUCCUUAGUCGGGUGACCGGGAUCUCACCUCACCGUGAUAAAAUCAAAAGAAUAAACCCCCAGCCUCCCUGCCCCUUCUACCUCCCACCACUCUACUCUUUCGCGACCGAUAGAAAAAAGGGUGUGUCGACCAAAGUUCUGCGCCGGUCUCGACUGUUCCCCCCCCCUCCAUCGUCACGCGCGGCAAACGAAAGGGAUAGACAUAUCACUACCAGUGACCCCGCCUCCACACAACUUCCGACGACAACCAUAUGUUGCGCGCCGUCUCGGUCCUCUACUUCGCAUACCACUUCCCGGCACAUCAGUCCAUGUGCCGUCCUAUCGCGAGAUAGACAUAACAGCAGGCGACUUUGAGUCUUUGCGCUUGCUGACAGGGGACGAGAAAGACCAGAAGGCAUCCUUCACUUUUGAUACGAUACAUUAAACCCGAGAAUACGUCGACAACGACAUACGACUGAUUGACCUCGCACGCAAGAUCGCCGCCGCAUGCCCGGUAUCUCAUCCCGCCUCGAGACCAUCCUGUCGCUACCGCUCCUGCGCCUUCCCUUCGCCAGGCGGAUCGUAGAAACCGGCACCUAUACCGGCACCCAUACCGACACCGACCCCCGCCGACAGAGACACGCCUACGAGCCGCUGCCCACCAUGGACGACACGGCAAAGAACUUGUACGCGGCGCCGGUGACGACGACGCAGAUUACGGCCGGACCCGACGAGUCGGAGCUCGUAAACCAGGGCCUGCACGACAUCGAGGCGCGCAAGGUGCACUGGUGGAGCUACUUCACGACGCUUGACUUCUGGAUCGUCCUCCUCAUCGGCCAAAUCCUCGCCCUGUGCAUCACGUCGACCAACACCUUCACCUCGUUCCUCGCCAACAACGGCGUCUCCAUUCCGGCCUUCCAGACCGUCUUCAAUUACAUCCUCCUCUUCCUCAUCUACUUCCCCGUCACCAUCUGGAAGUAUGGCUUCAAGAAGUGGGCAGGAAUCGUGGUGCGCGACGGCUGGAAGUACUUCAUCCUCUCCUUCCUCGACGUCGAGGGCAACUACUUCACCGUGCUCGCCUACCGCUACACCAACAUCCUCUCGGCCCAGCUGCUCAACUUCUGGGCCAUUGUCGUCGUCAUCGUGCUGUCCUUCUUCCUGCUGCGCGUGCGCUACAAGAUCUUCCAGAUCGUCGGCAUCCUCGUCGCCAUCGGCGGCUGCGGCGUCCUUCUCGCCAGCGACCACCUCACCGGCUCCAACGGUGGGCCCGGCGUCGACCUGGUCAAGGGCGACCUCUUCGCCCUGCUCGGCGCCACCCUCUACGGCGUCACCAACGUUGCCGAGGAGUGGUUCGUCAGCCGCCGGCCCGUGUACGAGGUGCUCUCCUUCAUGGGCAUGUGGGGAAUGUGCAUCAACGGCGUGCAGGCCGCCAUCUUCGACCGCGACUCGUUCCGUGAAGCCACCUGGAACGGCCCGGCCAUCGGCUACCUGCUGGGCUACACCUUCGCCCUCUGCCUGUUUUACAGCCUUGUGCCGCUGCUGCUGCGCAUGGCUAGCGCCGCCUUCUACAACAUCUCGCUGCUGACGGGCAACUUCUGGGGCAUCAUCAUCGGCGUCAACGUCUUUGGCUACGCCGUCCACUGGAUGUACCCCAUCGCCUUCGUGCUCAUUAUCCUCGGCCAGGUCGCCUACUUCCUCGCCGGCAGUAUGCUGGGCGACUCCAAGAAGCCGUGGCUGGGCGACAACCAGGAGAACGGCGUCGCCGGCCUGGGCACCGCUAAGCUCAAGGCCAUUAACGCCGCGCGGAAGCGGCAGAUGGGCACUCCUGGGGUGUCCGGCACCCGCGAGAGACGACCAUCUGCCGAAUCAGUUGUUUGAGGAGGAGCUUGGUUCGGGAUGCGAGAGGAGGGGGGGGCACGGUUAUAUGUCUUGGUUUUCUCUUCAUGGCAAUUUGUCUUUCACCCCGCGAUUCUGAGCUUGUUGUGGCGAUGGCCGUGGACGACUCACAACGCUAGCCGGGACCGACGUGGUGAGAUCCAUGUUUUGAUAUUCCCGUGUUGGAGCCCUCCGCACGCACGUACAUCAUGUAUCCCCCGUUAUGCAAGGGGAACAACGUUACUACACUAUUGGAUAUGCAAGACUUCACCACUUACUUAUCGUAUCAUCAGCUGUCGUG